AUGGCAGAAAAUUUGAAACUAUUAAUUCGAAGUAGAGGCUCAAUUAAACAAAAAUUAACAAUUUUAGAAAAAUACGUCAAUUCAUUCUCAGAUAACGUCCCAUUGCUAGCUGAUGUUAAAUUUAAAUAUGAGCAUUACCAAUCUCUUUCUAAAGAAUUUGACGCAAUUCAAUUACAAAUCGAUGGAUUGUGUGAGGAUUCCGAUUUAGAUAAUCAAUUUAUUGAACGCGAGGAAUUUGAAACAAAGUACUGUAAAGUUCUUGGCAAAUUAAAGACCUUCAUUGAUGAAAAUACUCCUUCAUCUUCAACCCCGCAAGUCAAUUCCAACAUUUUUAAAGACUCCUUACAAGGGGUCAUUUUACCCAAAAUCAAAUUGCCUACAUUUAAAGGUGAUUAUGAAUAUUGGCUCGAAUUUAAAACAUCAUUUAUUUCUAUUAUACAUACUAAUAAUCAAUUAACAAAUACACAAAAAUUUCAAUUUUUAAGGGCGUCUCUUGAGGGAUACGCAAAACGUAUUAUAGACAAUGUUGAAUUUCUAGACCACAAUUAUAAUUGCGCCUGGAAUCUGUUAUGUUCCCGAUUUGAUAAUAAAAAAAUGUUAAUUAAUAAUCACUUAAAUUCCAUCUUUAAUUUGCAAUCAGUUCAAAAGGAAUCUCCUAAGCAAGUUAGAUUUCUAUUAGAUAGCGUAUCGAAACAUUUAACAGCGCUAGAAGGGUUAAAAUUAGACAAAAGCAAAUUAUGGGAAUUAUUCAUAAUUCAUGUUAUUUCAAACAAGUUGGACAAGGUCACAUACCGGGAUUGGAACGAGAACAAUACCCAGGGUGAUUUGCCUACACUUGAAGAAUUUAUGGAAUUUUUAAAAGGGAAAGCGGAUUUACUCGAAACAAUACAAUGCAACGGCCAAAGUACAGGUACACAACAUUUGAGUCAUAAUAAGUCGUCCCAACAAAAUACUUCUUCUUUAAAUUUAUCUGUAAAUAGUGUACCCAAAUGUAAUUUUUGCAAAAGGCAGCAUUUGAUAUACCAAUGUGACAAUUUUUUAAAGUUAGAUGUUCCCACGCGAUUGGAAAAGGUAAAAGAGUUGCAAUUAUGUGAAAAUUGUUUGAGAACCGGUCAUGCUCGUUACAAAUGCUUCUUUGGUCCUUGUAAAAAAUGUAAGAGGUAUCACAACACACUUUUGCAUCUAGAAAAGGAAACCGCGGGAAUUAAGGGCAAUUCUAGUCAACCAUACGAAACUGUUGUUGAAAAUAUUGAAACCAAUUUAUUAACCAGACCAAUUACAUCACAAACUCAAGUUCUUUUGUCAACGGUUUUGGUCAAUACUAAAGACGUUUCGGGAAAAACCCAUUUAUGCCGUGCACUUUUGGACAGUGGCGCACAAUCGAAUUUAAUCAGUGAAAGAUUUUACAAAAAAUUACAGCUACCGUUAAAUUUGUCAAAUCUAUCAAUUGUAGGUAUUAAUCAAAAGAUAUCAAAUUUAACAAAACGGUGUAGUGUAAAUAUUAUGUCUAGAUUUGAUAGCUUUAAAACCUCACUCUCGUGUCACGUCAUUCCUACAAUUUCCACUAAAAUACCAGGACAUCAAAUACCAUUAUCCAAUUUAAUAUUACCAUCAAAUAUCAAUUUAGCAGACCCAAAUUUUCAUGAACCUGGUGAAAUAGAUGUUUUAAUAGGGGCUAGUUUGUUUUGGGAUUUAUUGACGGAAGGUAAAAUACCCCUGGGAAAGCAAUCUCCGACACUUCAAAACACAAAAUUGGGCUGGGUUGUAUGUGGAAAUGCUCCGAUUCAUUCUUCAUCUAAAUCAAUUUGUAAUUUUGUGCAAACAAUUAAUGUCGAAGAUGAGCAAUUAACAAAGUUCUGGGAGUUGGAAGACGUACCUAAGCAUAACGAUUCAUUAUCCAUAGAUGAUCGCGAAUGUGACAAUAUUUUCAGUAAGACAACCACUAGAAAUAAGGAUGGUAGAUUUGUGGUUUCUCUUCCAUUAAAAUAUUCCGUAAAUUUAUUAGGCGAUUCAUUGCAGACAGCUAUUAAACGUUUUCAGCAUUUAGAAAGAAAAUUUGCACUGAAUAACGAGUUACGCAUUCAAUAUACCAAUUUUAUACACGAAUAUAUCAAUUUGGGACAUAUGAGUAAAGUCGGUACAAUCGGAAGUUCUAUUCACAAAGAAAAACAAAAAACGUUCUAUCUUCCCCACCAUGGUGUCGUAAAAAAUGACAGCUUAUCCACUAAAUUACGUGUAGUUUUCGACGGUUCAUGUUCAUCUGAUAGCAGGUGGUCUUUAAAUGACCUACAAUAUACAGGGCCUAAGGUGCAAAAUGAUAUUUUUGAUAUUCUGCUAAGAUUUAGAAUCCACCAAUUUGUUGUCUCCAGCGAUAUUAUGAAAAUGUACAGACAGAUAUUAAUGGAUUCAAAAUACACACCAUUGCAACGUAUUUUAUGGAGGGAGAGCCCACACGAUGAUUUUUCAAUUUUUGAAUUAAAUACCGUGACGUAUGGUACGAAAUCGGCACCCUAUUUAGCAAUCAAAUGUUUACAAACCCUUGCAAUUCAAAAUAAAGAUAGAUUUCCAGAAGCAUCACAUAUUAUUCUCAAUGAUUUUUAUGUUGAUGAUCUCAUUACCGGCUGUAAUAACCUAUCCACUUUACAACGACGUUGUGAGGAAAUAGCCAAUAUGUUAGAGUCAGCUGGAUUCGUACUAAGAAAGUGGGUUUCAAAUAGCCCUGAGUUAUUAAAAAAUAUUAGUGUUAAUAGCAAGGAUGAUUCUUUAGGCGUGUUAAGAUUAGGGGUUAACGAAUACUCUAAAUUGUUAGGCGUACAGUGGGUUAGCUCCACUGAUGAAUUAAAAUACAAUAUUUCGGAUUCGCAACUACAAAACAAACCAAUUUCGAAAAGAGUGAUACUAUCAGAAAUCGCACAAAUAUAUGACCCAUUAGGUUUACUAAGUCCCUGCGUAAUCAUACCAAAAAUUAUGAUACAAAAACUUUGGCAAUUAAAAUUAUCAUGGGAUAAACCAAUCCCAAUCGAAUUAGCUACCCAAUGGUUUAUGUUUCGACAACAAUUAUUAAAACUAAAUUCAAUAUCGAUUCCCCGAAAUGUAGUAGGUGAACAAUUUCGAGAAAUGGAUAUCCAUUGUUUUUGUGACGCUUCUAAAGAUGCAUAUGCUACUUGCAUUUACCUGAGAAGUACCAGUUCCUCAAACGAAUUUCGAGUAAGGUUAGUCUGUUCUAAAACAAAAGUGUCGCCUGUAAAAACGAUUUCGAUACCCCGUUUAGAAUUGUGUGCGGCACUUUUAGGUGCACAAUUAUAUCAGCAGGUACAGGCAGCUCUGGCAAGCAACGUUCCAAUAUACUUUUGGUCAGACUCACAAGUCGUUUUACACUGGGUAAAAAUGGAACCCAACUUAUUAGAGACCUUUGUAUCAAACAGAGUAACGAAAAUUCAGAAUUUGUCCAAAAUCAAUCAAUGGCGAUAUGUUAACACAAAACACAAUCCUGCUGAUGUAGCUUCGCGUGGUCUAUUACCAAACAAAAUAAACGAUUGUAAUAUAUGGUGGAACGGUCCUGAAUUUUUGUAUCAAUCAGAAUCGAACUGGCCGGUAACUUUAUUUAAUGUACCAGUAGAUCAACUUCCAGAAGUUCGAAAACAAACGUACAAAAUAUUUCCCGUUACUACAUUGACUGAAAACGAAUUUAAUAUUUUUGAUAGAUACUCUAACUUAACCAAAUUAAAGCAUGUUUUUUCGUAUUGCUUACGGUUCAUUAACAACUCAAAACGAACCAAUUUGAAAGUAACAGGUCCUUUAACAGCAAUGGAAAUUAAUAAAGCAUUUAUAAAGUUAAUAAAAAUUUGUCAGAAACAGUCAUUCCCUGAAGACGUCGAACAUUUGAAAACAAAAGGAAUGCUAGGAGACAAGAACAAAUUACAAGGGUUAACACCUUUUGUUGAUGAAAACGGAUUAUUAAGAGUAGGGGGGCGGUUAAAAUAUACCUCAUUACCUCCAGAUGUCAAACAUCCCAUUUUGUUAUCCAGUAAGCACAAUUUUACCAAACUAAUUUUUCGCCACGAGCAUUUGAAGCAUUUGCAUCCUGGUCCGCAAUUAUUAUUGUCGUUAGUAAGACAAAAAUAUUGGCCAAUAUCUGGACGAAAUUUAGCUAAACAGACAACUAGAACUUGUAUACGAUGUUUCAAAUUCAAACCAAUUGCAGGUAUUGCUCCGAUGGGUGCUUUACCAAAUAAUAGAAUCUCACAAUGCUUGCCAUUUCAAGUGGUUGGAAUUGACUAUGCAGGCCCUUUCCAAUGGAAAGACCGAAAAGGGCGAGGAGCCAAAAUUCACAAAUGUUAUAUAUGUAUAUUUAUUUGUUUUACCUAUAAGGCUAUUCAUAUAGAAUUAUUAAGCGAUAUGUCAACUGAAUGCUUUUUUGGAUGCCUCAAACGAUUUAUUGGUAGACGUGGUAUUCCUACUCAUAUAUACUCGGAUAAUGCGUCAACAUUUCGAGGCGCAAAUAACGAAUUAAAAGAAUUGGGUCAAUUUGUAACUAAUAACCAAAAUUCAAUAUUGACUUAUGCAACUAACUUUAAUAUCAGCUGGCAUUAUAUCCCCCCUUAUAGUCCAAAUUUUGGAGGGCUGUGGGAAGCAGCGGUUAAAAGCAUGAAGUUUCAUUUGAAACGAGUAAUGAACACUUCCGUUUUAACUUUUGAAGAAUUCUCCACUCUGUUAACUCAAAUUGAGAGCAUUUUAAAUUCAAGACCUUUAAGUUCAAUGUCUAACGAUCCUAAUGAUCUCGAACCCAUCACACCUGCCCAUUUCUUAAUUGGACGACCAAUUACCGCUGUUCCGACACCCGGAAUCGAAAGUAUACCACAAAACAGACUGUCUCGGUGGCAAUACGUACAACAGCUGCGUCAACAUUUUUGGACCCGUUUUUCCAAAGAAUAUAUUCAUCAAUUACAUCAAACUUACAAGUGGAAAACCGGCUCAGGCCAACAAUUACAUAUCGGCAGUUUAGUGCUGAUUCAGGAUAAACACCAACCGCCCAACAAAUGGGCAUUAGGAAGAAUAUCGAAGUUAAUACGUGGCCCAGAUGACGUACCUCGAGUAGCAGAAAUCACCACAUCACACGGACUCAUCAAAAGGUCUACACGACACUUGUGCCCAUUACCAGUUGUAGCCGAUUAG
Messenger RNA from Photinus pyralis (common eastern firefly), 5175 nucleotides. RefSeq lists its product as uncharacterized. Gene Ontology annotation, molecular function: nucleic acid binding. The transcript has a single exon. Lineage: Eukaryota; Metazoa; Arthropoda; Insecta; Coleoptera; Lampyridae. The record is from RefSeq and is a predicted model, not a curated record. Gene Ontology annotation, biological process: DNA integration. The coding region runs from base 1 to 5175 and encodes 1724 amino acids.